AUGUCAGUCUUUUACAAGUUUAAAUCCGCAAAGGAUUAUGAUACAAUCACAGUGGAAGGCAAUGGCAUUUCCUUGUCCAAAUUAAAACAGAGUAUUGCUACACAAAAGAAGUUACCUAAAACAAUGGACUAUGAUCUUGUCUUGGAAAACGCUCAAACUGGAGAAGUGUACAAGUAUGAUCAAGAUGUUGUACCAAAGAAUACUUCAGUGCUGGUUAAAAGAGUACCUGUAACAAGAAGUGUAGGAUCUGCUAAUAAUAAUCCUUCUGCAAAUUCCCAGCCUGCCAUCAUUCCUCCAUCUAAUAAUAAUUCAUCAUCACUCCUCUCUAAUAAUAAUAAUAAUACAAAUCAAAAGAGUUUAACAGGAAGCCUAUUUUCAAGAAAUACAUCGUCAAAUGAUAGCGGAGCAUCUUUUGCUUCUGUUUUUUCUGGAUCAAGUGGGAACGAGACAACAGAGGAAACAAUAGGAGAAGAACAAAAAUUGAGAGAUUUAGCAAAUAAUACAGGAAAAUGGAUUCCGGAUACACCAAGUCAACAACAGCAUCAUUCCCAAUCAAAACGUAUUCCUCCACCAAAUUAUAUUUGUCACAGAUGUAAAAAGACAGGACAUUACAUUCAACAUUGUCCAACUAAUGGCGAUGCUAGAUAUAAUAUUAAAACUAUUCGUAUUCCAGUUGGUAUUCCAAAGAGUUUUUUACAACCUAUUGAAGCACCAAAAGCCGAUUCAAAUAAUACAGUUGUAAUGCCUGGAGGAAAUUUAGCUGUUUUGGCACCAAAUGAAAAGGAAUUUUCAAAGAUUUUAGGUAAGAAGAAUGUGGAAAUUAGGGAAGUUCCAAAAGAAUUCCAAUGCUCAAUUUGUUCAAAGAUCUUAACUGAUGCUGUCACCAUUCCAUGCUGUAAAACAAAUUAUUGCAAUAAUUGCAUUACUCAUGCAUUAAUACAUGAUACUCAUUUAACUUGUCCAAAUUGUAAAUCUCCUGAUCAAUCUAUUGAUGCUCUAGCUCCAAAUUAUGAUCUAAGAAGGAGAGUUGACAAUUAUAAAGCAAAUUUGGAUUCAGGUGCUCCUCCUUCACUUCUCAGUACUGCAACAAGUCAAUUUAAUUCAUCAUCUAGUUACCAUAAUUCUAAUAACAACUCUAAUAAUUAUAAUAACAGUAAUAGUGCUAAAUCAUCUCCACCUAGUCAAAAUUACAAUAGCAAUAGUGGUGGAAGUAACAAUCACCGAUAUGAUAGUCAUGACAAUAAACAAGACAAUCGAUCUGGAUCUUACAAUAAUAGAAGUAAUAAUAGUUAUAGAAGAUCACCUCCAAGAAGAGAUUCCUAUGAUAACAGAAGAGGAGAUAAUUAUGAUAAUAGAAGAGGAGGCUACAAUGACAGAGGCAAUGAUAGAGGAGGUAGAAAUGAUCAUUCGUACGAUAAGUAUGAUAAGAGAGGUGAAAAGAGAGGAGGUUAUGAUAAUCGUCGUUCAGAUUAUGAAAGUGAUAGAAAAAAGUAUAAGGAUUAA
This is a messenger RNA of Naegleria gruberi, 1503 nucleotides long. RefSeq lists its product as uncharacterized. Lineage: Eukaryota; Heterolobosea; Eutetramitea; Acrasida; Naegleriidae. The record is from RefSeq and is a predicted model, not a curated record. The transcript has a single exon. Gene Ontology annotation, cellular component: nucleus. Gene Ontology annotation, molecular function: ubiquitin protein ligase activity; nucleic acid binding; zinc ion binding. Gene Ontology annotation, biological process: ubiquitin-dependent protein catabolic process; protein ubiquitination; mRNA processing. The coding region runs from base 1 to 1503 and encodes 500 amino acids.